UCCGCUUAUAACCCGCAAUCUCUUGCAUUAUGAGAAAACCGUGGAAAUGUCUGUUCAAAACUUACCUGGAGCUCAAAAUGUCACUCUGUUAAUAGUGUGAUGUAUUCGAUAACUUGUCGAUAAAGUUGUUAUUAAUUUAAAAAAGAGAAAAGCGCGGAAAACAGGAGAAAGCAACAGGAAGGACUGAACGCUACUGACCAUGGAGCCAAAGCGGACUUCAGGUCUGUGUCAGGCGUGUGAGUACUUUUACGAGAUGGAUGAGUUGGAAGAUGAAGAUGAAGAUGAGCUGGAAGGAGAAGAGUCAUUUGAGGAGGAAAGUUUUUCCUUCGACUGGAGCUGUGGGAGUGAAACCAGCGAGGAAGACGAGCAGCCCCACAGUGCCUCUCUACCAAGUGCUGAUCAGCCAGGAUCAAAGCGUUCCAGGAGAUGCUCAGCAGGGGAAAAUGAGUGCUUCAUAGGAGAGGACUCACCUUUUCAUCAAGACUCAAGUAACGACCAAUCAGAUGAUGAGAGCCCAGCACCAAAGCCACAGAGAGGGAGAGAGAGAGGACGUGGGCCAAUAAGAGGCCAGUCUUCUCGCCCCAGAUCUCCACUGCUGACUGACAGUUGGAAAACUGGAGAUGAACUCGACACCGCUCCGCCACUGUUGAGUUUCAAGCCACUGAGGACCCAGGGCGUGCAUGUGGAACCCACAGUGAAGCACUCCCCCCUCAGCCUGUUUCAGCUGUUUUUCCCUCCAGCAGUGGUCAAAGAAAUCUGCCACAACACAAACAAAUAUGCUGCAAAAAGCACAGCUCACAAAAGCUACAUUUGGCAAGAUGUUGAUGAAGAGGAGUUUUAUAAGUAUUUGGGCCUGGUGCUGUUCACCUCACUGGUGAAGCUAACAAGCAUACAGGACUAUUGGAGGCGGAACGAUGUCACGUCUCACCCUUUCCCAGGAUCGAUCAUGACUCGGUCCCGUUUUCAGACACUGACGUGGAACCUUCACUUGAGCGAUGUGGAGAAGGACCGGGAGAAUGACAGGAAGAAGGGUGAGUCCGAGCAUGACCAGCUGUUCCGCCUACGACCACUCUACGACCACGUACGUGCUGCCUGUAAAGCUUCAUACCACCCAAGGAGGGAGCUGGCCAUUGAUGAACGGAUGGUUGUAAAAAAGGAAAAAUCAGGCUUCACACAGUACAAACCGAACAAAUGGGGGAUAAAACUCUUCGUGUUGGCAGACUGCAGCAAUGGUUAUACUGUGGACUUCACUGUGUAUGUUGGGAAGGCAUCUGACCCCAGUGCUCAUGGGCUAAGCUACGAUGCGGUGAUGAACCUGGUGCAACCAGGCUUUCUUGGCACUGGAUAUCACAUCUAUAUGGACAGCUUCUACACCAGCCCAAAGUUGUUCACUGACCUGGCAGCCUUGAAGUUUGGGGCCUGCGGCACCUACCGGGAGAACCGGAGAGGGUGUCCUCCUAGCCGGGGAGUCAUCGCCAGGAAGUCCCCUCGUGGUACAAUGCGGUGGAUCAGGCAGGACUCCAUGGUCUUUGUGAAGUGGAAGGACACAAAGGAGGUGUCUGUGUGUUCCACCAUCCACCCUGCAAACACUGGUGACACAGUGAGGAGGUGGGUGAGGAAGGGGGAUGGAGUGUUGAAGGUGGACGUCCCUUGCCCUACUCCAAUCAUGGAUUAUAACAGGUACAUGGGUGGAGUUGAUCGAUCUGAUCAAGUCAUCCAGUACUAUUUAGUGCACAGAAGAACAAGCCGGUGGUACCGCACCGUCUUCUUGCACCUCCUUGACAUUGCAACAACUAAUGCAUACAUAAUGCAUUUGGAGCUCGCGGCCUUCGGUGACCAGCAGAGUUUGUCCCGCAAAGACUUCAUGGGGGAGCUGGUGAAACAACUGUGUGGAGUUGAAAAAGCAGGUGUUCCUGUAAAGAGACAAACCAGCCAUGUUCCGGCUGCAUGUGCCACCGAGUUCAGCAGCUCCAACAGGGCCACGGUGGGGCGCAGGCGGUGCCAGCUGUGUGCACGGAUAGGGGUGCGCAACACCACUCCCUGGAAGUGUCAGGCGUGUGACAUUCCCCUCUGUCUGAUGCUGGACAGGAACUGUUUUGCAGAGUGGCAUGUAUAGGCCAGCAUGAAGCUGUGUCCUCUUAUUGUUUGUAAUUUAGUUCUCCAUGUUUCCUGUUGUCAGAAUAAACUACUAAGAAUGUUUGAUUUCUGUUUAUGUUGUAAGAGCACUUUAAAACAAAAUAUCAUUCAGAUUGAAUGAUUUUAGAUUUUCUCAGUUUUGAGUAUAUAGUUGGUUAAAACUGUAACAUUUUAAUUAAAUAACAUUUGAAUGUGUUACCCUCUUUGUCUGUCCUGGAGAGGAAUGUUUUUUAAGUGGCAUGCAUCGACUGAAUUUGAGAAACUGUUGUUGAAUGGCAUGCCUUGACAUAAAAAUCUGCCUGGAAAUGUAAUGAGUUAUUUAUGGUUUUUAUACACUUAUAUUUCUUCAAGGUGACGAUGUCAGGAUAAAUUUUUUAACAAUUUAAAGCUUUAAAAAUGUUUGAUCCAUGUGUAUGCGUUUGUAAGUAAAAAAU
Molecule: messenger RNA, 2570 nt
Organism: Cheilinus undulatus (humphead wrasse)
Lineage: Eukaryota; Metazoa; Chordata; Actinopteri; Labriformes; Labridae
Product: piggyBac transposable element-derived protein 4-like
Exons: 4
Coding region: 200-2116 (638 amino acids)
Source: RefSeq, a predicted model, not a curated record